Mercurialis annua (annual mercury) is the source of this 940-nucleotide messenger RNA. RefSeq names its product cytochrome b561 domain-containing protein At4g18260. The record is from RefSeq and is a predicted model, not a curated record. Lineage: Eukaryota; Viridiplantae; Streptophyta; Magnoliopsida; Malpighiales; Euphorbiaceae. The transcript is spliced from 4 exons. Bases 72 to 842 code for a protein of 256 amino acids. Gene Ontology annotation, molecular function: transmembrane monodehydroascorbate reductase activity.
UUUAUAUUCCUAAAGAAAAUAAAGAAAGCACUCAAGCACUAGCUAGGGUUUAUAUAUUCAGUUCUUGAAGAAUGCAAAAUCUUAAUUUAGCAGUAAUUAGUUUAAGAAUGCUUCUAAUUUUUGUUGCUCUCCUUCCAUUUGCUUCUUGCUUAUCUCAUGAAGUUGCCUUGGAUCACAAGUCAAGUCCUAAGUUAAAAUCUGAUGUUGCUCUUCAUGGAAUUUUGUUAUGGCUCUCCAUGGGAUUUUUAGCACCACUUGGUAUACUCAUUAUUAGAAUGUCCCAUAGAGAAGAAGGUGGGAAAAAGAAGGUUUUCUUCUAUCUUCAUCUAGUUUUGCAGGUACUGUCAGUGCUUCUUGCCACAGCUGGUGCUAUAAUGUCCAUAAAAUCCUUUGAGAAUGCAUUUGAUAACAAUCACCAAAGGAUAGGUCUAGCACUUUAUGGGGCUAUUUGGGUCCAAGCUAUCAUUGGAUUUCUAAGACCUCUUAAAGGGAGUAAAAGAAGAGGCACAUGGUACUUUUUACAUUGGUUACUUGGAACAAUAAUCUCUCUAAUUGGUAUCAUCAACAUAUACACAGGCUUGAAUGCAUACCACAACAAAUUAUCAGCAAAAACAAGAAUUUGGACCAUACUUUUCACUGCCCAAAUCUCAUUCAUGUCAUUUUUCUAUCUUUUUCAAGACAAAUGGGUAUAUUUGCAAAAACAAGGAGUGAUUUUAGGAGAUAUUGAUGAGCCAAAUCCAAUGCUACCAGCCAAUCAAGUCAAUCCUCAAAGUGAUGCUCAAAAAGUGUUGGUGCUUGAAGCUUGUAGCAAGAGAAAUGCACUCAAAAAUUUAUUUGACUAAUUAAUUAAUAUUUUAAAAAUAUAGGACUAAUUAUUAGUUAUAAACUUAUAAAUAUUUGUUUCAUUUUCAAUUACAUUUCAUAAUUUCUUUACAAUUUA